Eriocheir sinensis (Chinese mitten crab) is the source of this 3761-nucleotide messenger RNA. RefSeq lists its product as uncharacterized. Lineage: Eukaryota; Metazoa; Arthropoda; Malacostraca; Decapoda; Varunidae. The record is from RefSeq and is a predicted model, not a curated record. The transcript is spliced from 2 exons. The coding region runs from base 937 to 1878 and encodes 313 amino acids.
GCACGCACUGGCAUGCACUGGGCUGCUUGACAAUGGUGCUCUGUCCCCCUCCCUUGGGCUGUGUCCCCAAUAAGUGGUGAAAAAGUUGAAUGAAUGAUUGAACAGCUCUGAAUGCCUGCAACCAUCAAGGACGACUGGAAUUGGCCAGGAAAGUUGUUUUUUAAUGAAAAUUGAAAAAAAGAAACAUUAUAGAAAAAGAUGAAUAUUAAAGGAAAGGAACAUCAACAUGCCAGAAGUGUCACUGCCAAGGCAAUACUUGGAUCCCACAGCAACAGUCUCACCUCAGCUCUCCCUGACCUUGUUGUUGGCAGGGUGUGCUGGCCUGUGCCUCCCUCCCCCCCUGCUGCCUCCAUGCUGAGAAAGGACCGAGAGAGAAGCAGACGGCCCGUGAAGUGAUACAAGGCGACAGAUGUGGCAACAAGAGGAAGGUUGUUGCUGCUGCACACUGUCGGAGGCAGGGUGUGCUGGCCUGUGCCUCCCUCCCCCCUGCUGCCACCAUGCUGACAGACAGAAGCAGACGGCCCAUGAAGUGAUACAAGGCGACAGAGGUGGCAACAAGAGGAAGGUUGUCGCUGCUGCACACUGUCGGAGGCAGGGUGUGCUGGCCUGUGCCUCCCUCGCCCCCUGUUCCCGCCGGGACUGACUUGGAGUGGCCGUGGCAGUACAGUUUCCUGACGUUCUUCACAAAGGGUUCUUCAGGCGCGAGAGGCUGGAGGAGAUGAAGGCACACCGGGCGAUGCUGCAGCGUGCCCCCACCGGCGUCAGUAACCCAGCAGCCAUCGGGGAGCAGAGCCACAGCCGCCAGCCGCCAGCCGCCGGUGUACGUACUGUCUGUGUUGGGCUGGCCGGGUUAUCGUAGACAGAGCGCCACGCCAAAGAUUCCCAAGUGUUGUUGUGACGUGUAAGUCUGUAUGGAGUUGGUGCAGUGUAGAUGUGAUGGAUGUGGUGGGAAAAUGGGGGAUACCUGGGAAAAAUGAAAAUGGAGACUGCCUUGUGGAUGUCUGUGCUGAGAGGGGAAUGUUCCUAGCGAACACCUUCUUUCAGCACAAGAAUAUCCACCGAUACACAUGGAGGAGGGGAGAAGAAAACGAGCAAAAAGGAUUGAUUGAUUAUGUGGCAGUAGAUGAAAGGCUUAGAAAAGAAAUUUGUGACGCGAAGGUAGUAAUAGGAAUGUUCGAUGGAUCUGACCAUCUUGCAGUGCUGGCAAAGUUAAAGCUGAAAGAAAAGUGGGUGUUUGAAAAGAAAGGUGAAGUAAAAAAGGAAAUACUGAAGAUAGAAAAGUUACAGGAAAAAGAAAUAAAAGAUGAGUAUAACCGUGAAAUGGCAGAGGCCUUAAGUGAAAAAUGGGGAAGUGUAAAAGAUAAUACAAAUAUUGAAAAAGUUUUUGGAACAUUUAAAGAAAUAAUAGUAACUACAACAACAAAAGUGUUAGGGAUGAAAGUGGUGAGAGAUGGAAAAAGAAAAGGAAAUUCAUGGUGGAUAGAAGAGAUAAGGAGGAUAGUAAAAGAGAAAAGGGAACUUUUUAAGAACACUCAAGAAAGAAAUGUGGCUGAACAAGUAAAAAGGGAAAGGAAAAAGAAAUAUAGAGAAUGCAAAAUGAAAUUAAAACAAGCAAUAAAAGAAAGUAAGAAGAGAGUUGAUGAAGACUUUGGAAAAAGACUAAGUGAAAAAUAUAAAGGGAACAGGAAAUCAUAUUGGAAAGAAGUAAAAAACGAAAGAAAUGCAAAAAAUAUCUCCUCAAGUAAAAUAAAUGAAGUUAUGGAUGAGAAUGGAAAGAUGUUGAAAGAUGGGGAAGCUGUGAAGGAGAGAUGGAGAGAAUAUUUAAAAAACUUGAUGAAUUUUGAGGAUGGACGUCCAGCAGUUUUGGGUAGAGGUUGAGGAGGAGUAUAUAAAGAAAGAAGUAUAACAAAUAAAGAAGUAAAUCAGGCAAUAAAAAGAUUAAAAAAUGGAAAGGCAGUAGGAAUUGAUGGAAUCACAGGAGAAAUGUUGAAGUGUUGAGGAGAUGUCGUUGUUAAAUGGAUGGUCAAGAUAUGUGAAGUAGCAUGGGGGGUGCCAGCAGACUGGACAAAAGCCAUCAUUGUCCCAGUUUACAAGGGGAAAGGCAGGAGAGGGGAAUGUGGGAGCUAUAGAGGUAUAAGUCUCCUGAGUAUACCCGGAAAGGUAUAUGGAAAAGUCAUAAUAGAGAGGGUGCAAAGACUUACAGAAGAGAAAAUCAGUGAAGAACAAGGAGGCUUCAGGAAGGGAAGGGGAUGUGUGGAUCAGAUAUUUGCCUUCAGGAUGGUAGUAGAAAAAAUAUUAGCAAAAGGAAAGAAACUAUAUGCUGCCUUCAUGAAUUUGGAAAAAGCUUAUGACAGAGUCGAUUGGAUUGCAUUGUGGGAUGUUUUAAAGAUUUAUGGUAUGGGAGGAAAACUGCUUAGUGCAAUAAAGUCUUUCUAUGAGGAUGCAUCUGCAUGUGUCAAAAUUACUGGAGAAACAAGGGAACAUUUUGAGAUAAAAGUGGGCUUAAGACAAGGGUGCGUCAUGUCACCAUGGUUAUUCAAUAUUUAUAUGGAAUGUGUCAUUAGAGAAAUGAAGGGCAAAGUUGGAGAAGUUGGAGUAAGACUGUUCGAUGAGGGAGGGAAGUGGGUACUGAAUUCGAUACUGUUUGCUGAUGACACGGUGCUCAUUGCAGAAAAUGAAAGUGACCUACAAAAUUUGGUCAGUGUUUUUGAUUGUGUCUGUAAUAGGAGAAAGCUGAAAGUAAAUGUCAACAAAAGUAAAGUGAUGGUUUGUGAGCGAAGUAGAAGUGAGGUUGUAGAUUUUGUAUGCCCAUAGAGAGAUAGGGAGUGGGAAUUGAAUGUGAAAAAGAAUGCAAAAUAAUUUUGAAUGGCAAAGAAAUGAAGGAGGUCAAUGAGUUUAAGUACCUUGGAUCAGUUAUGUGUAAGCAUGGUGGUAUGGAGGGUGAGAUGAGAGAAAGGGCAUUGCAAGGAAGAAGGGUGGUAGGGUCUUUGGGACGAAUCAUGAAUGGUAGAAGUGUGAGCAUGGAGGUAAAGAGGGAUUUGAGAAAUACAAUAAUAGUACCAACCCUCACAUAUGCAAGUGAAAUGUGGGCCUGGAAUGAAAGUCAGAGGUCUAGAGUGCAGGCAGUGGAAAUGAGUUAUUUGAGGAGUACUUGUGAGUAGAAUGGAUGGAAUGAGUAAUGAAAGUGUGUACGAGCAUUUUUGAAUGUGUCACAGGGGUGAAGGGAAGAAGUGUGGAGUGGUGGAAGAAGUGAAGCGACAGACCUUAAUGUGGUUUGGCCACAUGGAGCGAAUGGAGGAGAGUAAGAUGACCAGAAGGGUGUAUGUGAGUGAGAUAGAGGGAGGGAAUGCUAGAGGACAACCUCCAGUGAAAUGGAGGGAUAGGGUGCAAGAGUACGUUAGGGAGAGGGGAGAAAGAUCUUUGAGAAACUUUGAGCAGGCAAGGAGGGAGUGUCUGGAUAGAGAAAGUUGGAAGCUCUUCUGCCAUGGCCAUCCCCUGGUGGGAGCUCCUAGGAGCAGGCAUCGAUGAAAUGAUGAUGAUGAUGAUGCAGUGUAGAGCAGUGAAGUGUAGUGUGGUGUUGUGCGUCCUCUUGCGCUGAAGGAAGAGUGACUUGAACCUUUUGAUCUGGUCCUGAACUUUUGAUCUUGCCGUGACCUUCAACAUUUUGUGUUUUGUUUACAAGUCGUGUGGAUAUGCCAUUCUUUGUGACCAGUGCUAGUGACACUUGUUAGGCUGCUUGAAUAAGAAAUGAACACUUGAGA